UCUAUCAAAUUAACUGUUACCGUUAAGGUAAAGUUUCUAAAUUCGCUUUCAGGCCAUCAGGUGGUGCUGUGUCCCCACGUCACCAUCACCUCCACCAGCUGCAGGGGGUUCCUGCACAAAAAGGGCUCGAAACUGAACGGCUGGUCCCGCAGGUGGUUCGUUUUCGACCGCAGCAAGCACACGCUCACGUAUUACUCAGACAAAAGCGAGAAGAAAACCAGGGGCGGCGCCUACUUUCAGGCAAUAGAAGAGGUCUACUUGGACCACUUGAACAGCAUCAAGUCUCCGAAUCCGCAGUUGACGUUCGUCGUCAAGACCCACGAGAGGUUCUAUUAUCUGAUGGCCCCGUCUCCGGAGUCCAUGAGGAUAUGGGUGGACGUAAUUUUCACAGGGGCGGAGGGCUACAGGGAGUUCGAUCACGGCACCUGAAGCACGCGAAGCGGCGACGGGGUAUUUCUUUUAGUACCGGAUCGAACGUUGUGAUAUCCGAAACCGGAUCAGUUUGGUUUCGAUCGUAUCGUUACCAUAGAGGAGCCCGGACUAUUUUUUGUAAUUUUACGGCAACCGUGUGCCUUAUCGAAUGUGUAGAGAGAUGAGGAUGCAGCUUUGGCGAUUAGAUAGUGAUGAAUUUUAUGUAUAUUUUUAUAAGGCUAUACCGGAUAUAUACACCACGCUUUUAUCGAAUUAUAAAACUUACACGAAUAAAUAAUAUUUUG
This is a messenger RNA of Cylas formicarius (sweet potato weevil), 716 nucleotides long. RefSeq names its product pleckstrin homology-like domain family B member 1. The transcript is spliced from 2 exons. The record is from RefSeq and is a predicted model, not a curated record. The annotation marks the transcript as partial. NCBI's taxonomy places the organism in Eukaryota, Metazoa, Arthropoda, Insecta, Coleoptera, Brentidae.